AUGACUUGUUUCUGCAAGAUAAAACAAUGGAGACUCCAAACUUUAUUUUGGUUGCUUCUUUGCAUCAGUGUUUUGCCAACCUGUUGGUGUGCAAACGGGAAGUACGCUCAGAAGCUCCUGAAAGAUUUAUUCACCAACUACACGAGUGCACUGAGGCCUGUGGAGGACACAAACAACAUCCUGAAUGUGACCCUGCAGGUUACACUGUCCCAAAUUAUCGACAUGGAUGAGCGAAACCAAAUUUUGACUGCAUAUUUAUGGAUACGACAAGUGUGGGUUGACGCUCACCUCAAAUGGAGUAAAGAUGAUUACGAUGGACUCGAUACCAUCCGCAUACCUAGUAGUUAUGUAUGGAGACCUGAUAUAGUCCUAUAUAACAAUGCAGACAAUCAUUUCACUGGCCCCAUGGACACCAAUGUGGUGAUCCGACACAAUGGGGAGAUCAUGUGGGAUUCCCCGGCUAUCACCAAGAGUUCUUGCAAAGUGGACGUGUCUUUCUUCCCCUUCGAUGCCCAGCAGUGCAGGUUCACGUACGGCUCCUGGACCUACAAUGGGAACCAGCUGGACAUCCUGAACGCCAUGGAGAGCGCGGACCUGGCUGACCUGGUGGACAACGUGGAAUGGGAGGUGCUGGGCAUGGCUGCCAAGAAAAACAUCAUCCUGUACGGCUGCUGCGCUGACCCUUACCCGGACGUGACCUACACACUGAAACUGAAGAGAAGAGCUUCCUUCUACGUCUUCAACUUGCUCAUUCCGUGUGUGAUGAUCUCUUUCCUGGCUCCACUGGGCUUCUACCUGCCGGCUGACUCUGGAGAGAAGGUGUCUUUGGGGGUCACCGUGAUGCUAGCCCUCACUGUCUUUCAGCUGCUGGUUGCAGAGAUCAUGCCGCCCUCUGAGAACGUACCUCUUAUUGGAAAGUAUUACAUCGCAACCAUGACCAUGAUCACAGCCUCCACUGCCCUGACCAUCUUCAUCAUGAACAUACACCACUGUGGCCCUGAUGCCAAGCCCGUUCCCAAGUGGGCCAAGACAGUCAUUCUGCAGUACAUGGCCAGAAUGUGCUUUGUCUAUGAAGUUGGAGAAAACUGCAUGUCGCCACAACCAGAGAAGCAGGAGCUUCCGCUUGUACCGAACACCAACUGCACCAUGAACGGUCAGGCAGGAGCAGGCCGAGAGGACUGUGUCUUCAAAAUGGAGCAAGAGACGGAUAAUGCAGAGGAGAGCGAGGACAUCGAUCAGAUGAUGAGUCCGAUAGGCUCAAUUGGGAAGAACCCCACAAACCACUACGGCGCAUGGAAAAACGGCAUUUUCAUGAGCAUGGACUGUGGAGAUGGAGCGGGUCCGAGGAGGUGCAGGAAACCAGGUGUUAGCGACGGAGAGAGAAAAGACAGAGAGACGUCCUGCAGUGGCCAAAGCAAUGAGAGGCAGCUGCUGCGUAACAUUGAGUACAUAGCCAACUGUUACAGGGAUCAGAGGGCCACGCAGAAAAGGACUGGGGAGUGGAAGAAGGUGGCCAAAGUUUUAGAUCGCUUCUUCAUGUGGAUAUUUUUCAUAAUGGUGUUUUUAAUGAGCCUGCUCAUCAUGGGAAAAGCCAUCUAA
Molecule: messenger RNA, 1599 nt
Organism: Paralichthys olivaceus (Japanese flounder)
Lineage: Eukaryota; Metazoa; Chordata; Actinopteri; Pleuronectiformes; Paralichthyidae
Gene: chrna10a
Product: cholinergic receptor, nicotinic, alpha 10a
Biological process (GO): monoatomic ion transmembrane transport; signal transduction; chemical synaptic transmission
Cellular component (GO): postsynaptic membrane; plasma membrane; synapse
Molecular function (GO): transmembrane signaling receptor activity; acetylcholine-gated monoatomic cation-selective channel activity
Source: RefSeq, a predicted model, not a curated record